AUGCGAAAGGCGUUCGGUAAACGUGCCUUGAGGGACAUUAUAAUUAAGAAGGACCCAGACCUUCUGUGCAUUGUAGAGCCGAUGAUCUCUGUGAGUGAUUUCCCGAAUCUAUUUUUUAAUAAAUUGGGAUUUCAUAGCGAUGUUAUCUUUAAUCAUAGAGCAGAUAGAGUCUCUAACCUGUGGAUUCUUUGGAAGCGCAAUCUGAGAGUGCCCGUGGUUGUCUCUAAUUCAGAGCAACACAUAACUGCCUCCAUGUCUUGGGGGGCCCAUCGAAUACAGGUGACAUUUGUGCAUGCCAGCUGCUUCAGAGCAGAGAGAAGAAUUUUAUGGACGCUUUUGGCGGCUGAUUCCCCUUUGGUUCCUACCCCGUGGGCGAUGAUGGGUGAUUUCAACGCCACUCUUCACUCUCAUGAAAAGCGAGGCCCAGGGAACUUUAGUCUAGGCUCUGCAGCGGAGUUUGGAGCCAUGGUAGAUGCUUGCUCCAUGUCUCAGGUUCCCUCGAUUGGUAGAAAAUUCACUUGGACAAACAAUCGAUGCAGUGGAAAUGUUUGUUCGGUUCUGGACAGAAGUUUCUGUAACGAAGAAUGGCUUGACAGUUUUCAGAAUUGUUCUCAAUAUGUUCUUCAACGUAUUGGUUCUGAUCAUGCCCCAUUGCUUCUUAUGUCUGAAUAUAGUCAGAGGCCUCAGAAUUGCCCAUUUAGAUUUCACCGAUUCUGGAUGGAUCAUGACGACUUCGAUAGAGUGGUGGCGGAUUCUUGGUCGGAAUGGAUUUCGGGAGCUCCUAUCUAUGUCCUUGUCAAUAAGCUUAAAAAGCUUAAGGGUGUGAUCAGAGACUGGGCAAGGUCUGUUUUUCCUCACCUGGAUAGGGCGCUGGAAGAGGCAAAGAGGGAUCUAGCUCAGAUUCAGGAGCAGAUUGAUAUACAAGGUAUGGAUGAUCAGUUGUUUGCCUUGGAGGCUGAGGCUAAGACUACCCUGAUUAAGGUCAUGGAGAAUCAUGAAAAAAUGUGGGCUGAAAAAGCAAGGAUUAGAUGGCUGAAAUUUGGUGAUAGAAACUCCAAAUUCUUCCACCUUUCUACAAAAAUGAGGAGGAAUAAGAACACGAUUAGAUCACUUAAGAAGCAGGACGGCUCUAUGGUUGAUGAUCCCAUCCAAAUAGGGAACUACAUAGUUGAUUUCUAUGAGAAUUUUCACAAAGUUACCCCGACUGUUCAGCAUGAGGAAUUACUGGAUAACAUUCCCUUGAUCUUGAACCAAGUUGAUCAUUACCACUUGGGAUGCCCUUCCUGGUGA
Macadamia integrifolia is the source of this 1290-nucleotide messenger RNA. RefSeq lists its product as uncharacterized. The transcript has a single exon. Gene Ontology annotation, molecular function: catalytic activity. Lineage: Eukaryota; Viridiplantae; Streptophyta; Magnoliopsida; Proteales; Proteaceae. The coding region runs from base 1 to 1290 and encodes 429 amino acids. The record is from RefSeq and is a predicted model, not a curated record.